AUGCCUAAUAUUUUGAAGAAAUUAUACCGCAAUUACCAGGACCACCAACACCAUUCGCAGGAGCCUUUAUCUACUUAUAAUCAAGACAAGUCAAUGGACUCAUUUCAUCAACUGCAUCCUGGUGAGCAGAUCAACCACCCUGGCCCAGCUCAAGCAGCAAUGAGUAAUACUAAUGUGAGUUCUACAACGACGGCCAAUGUCACUCAAGCUCAACAACAGGAACAGCAACAACAACAACAACAACAACAACAGCAGCAGCAGCAGCAAUUGCAACAACAAGAGCACAAUGCUCAACAGCAAGAGGUGAAGCUUCAACAGCAACAACAGCAGCACCAACAGAAUGUUCCAAAAUCUGCUGCCGAUGAAGCAAUUCAAAGAUCCUUGUUACCACAAAGAUCAACCGUAAGUAAGGGCAAAUAUUCACUAAACGACUUUAGUAUAAUGAGAACAUUAGGAACCGGUUCCUUUGGUAGAGUUCAUUUAGUAAGAUCGGUUCACAAUGGAAGAUAUUAUGCAAUCAAAGUGUUGAAAAAGCAACAAGUUGUUAAGAUGAAACAAGUUGAGCAUACAAAUGACGAACGUAAGAUGUUGAAGUUGAUUGAACAUCCUUUUUUAAUCAGAAUGUGGGGCACUUUCCAAGAUUCUAGAAACUUAUUCAUGGUGAUGGAUUAUAUUGAAGGUGGUGAAUUGUUUUCCUUGUUAAGAAAGUCUCAGAGGUUUCCCAAUCCAGUGGCCAAGUUUUAUGCUGCCGAAGUGACCUUGGCAUUGGAGUAUUUACACAGUCAUGAUAUAAUUUAUCGAGACUUGAAACCAGAAAACAUCUUGUUGGAUAAGAAUGGACAUAUAAAGAUUACCGAUUUCGGGUUUGCCAAAGAAGUCAACACUGUUACUUGGACAUUGUGUGGAACUCCAGAUUACAUUGCACCCGAAGUUAUCACCACUAAGCCAUACAACAAAUCUGUCGAUUGGUGGAGUCUUGGUGUUUUGAUUUUUGAAAUGUUGGCUGGAUACACCCCAUUUUACGAUUCGACCCCAAUGAAAACAUACGAAAAGAUAUUGGCGGGUAAGAUUCAUUAUCCAAGCUUUUUCCAACCUGAUGAAAUUGAUCUUUUAUCUAAAUUGAUAACGGCUGACUUGACGAGAAGAUUGGGCAAUUUGAUCAAUGGGCCUGCUGAUAUAAGAAAUCAUCCCUGGUUCAAGGAGGUGGUUUGGGAAAAGUUAUUGGCUAAAGAUAUCGAGACACCUUACGAACCACCCAUCACCUCUGGUGUUGGUGAUUCAUCGUUAUUUGACCAUUAUCCUGAAGAGCAACUUGACUACGGUGUACAAGGAGAGGAUCCAUACGGCCAAUACUUUCUCGAGUUUUAG
Molecule: messenger RNA, 1368 nt
Organism: Lodderomyces margitis
Lineage: Eukaryota; Fungi; Ascomycota; Pichiomycetes; Serinales; Debaryomycetaceae
Gene: TPK2
Product: cAMP-dependent protein kinase catalytic subunit
Exons: 1
Coding region: 1-1368 (455 amino acids)
Biological process (GO): peptidyl-serine phosphorylation
Cellular component (GO): nucleus; cAMP-dependent protein kinase complex
Molecular function (GO): ATP binding; cAMP-dependent protein kinase activity
Source: RefSeq, a predicted model, not a curated record